AUGACCCAGAUACUCACGGGACACGGCGUGUUCGGGGAGUACCUGAAGAAAAUCGGACGGGAGACGACGGACACCUGUCACCACUGCGGGGAAGACAGGGACACGACGCAGCAUACGCUGGAGACCUGCCCGGCAUGGGAGCUGCCCCGCUACACCCUGCGGCAAGUCAUAGACGAGAGGCUGACCCCCUCAGCGAUCAUAGCAGCGAUGCUGAGCGGGCCACAGGAAUAUGAAGCUGUCCGCCUCUUCUGCGAGCGAGUUAUGCUCGCAAAGGAGCGAGCUGAAAGAACCUCCAGACUCUUCAUGAGUCCCCUGACGUCGCGAAGACCUGAUGACAGACCUCUACCUUCGUCAGCGGAAGACCCUUCCCAGUCGUGUGACGAUCGUCAGUGCGAGCCUGGGGAGGCACCACACGCCGAACCUACGAGGCUUGGGGGCUCCGAGACCCCAUGA
Molecule: messenger RNA, 453 nt
Organism: Bombus pyrosoma
Lineage: Eukaryota; Metazoa; Arthropoda; Insecta; Hymenoptera; Apidae
Exons: 2
Coding region: 1-453 (150 amino acids)
Source: RefSeq, a predicted model, not a curated record